CCUCCUUAAGUGCCCGGAGACACAAGCCCUUCUCGCUGGAGCUCAUGAUUAUGCAGUAGCCUUAUUAGCUUGGCCCGCCCCUACGCCCCGCCCGGUUCCCCCCUAGGCGGUAGCAGCGGCAGAGGCAGCGGUGGCGACAUGAGCAGCGGGGCGGCGUCCGGGACAGGGCGGGGGCGGCCCCGGGGCGGGGUGCCGGGACCCGGGGACCCCCCACCCAGCGAGACACACAAGCUGGUGGUCGUGGGCGGCGGCGGCGUGGGCAAGAGCGCGCUGACCAUCCAGUUCAUCCAGUCCUACUUCGUGUCUGACUACGACCCCACUAUUGAAGACUCCUACACGAAGAUCUGCACUGUGGAUGGCGUGCCAGCCCGGCUAGACAUCCUGGACACCGCUGGCCAGGAGGAAUUUGGUGCCAUGCGGGAACAGUACAUGCGUGCAGGCCACGGCUUCCUGCUGGUGUUUGCCAUUAAUGACAGGCAGAGUUUCAACGAAGUGGGCAAGCUUUUCACACAGAUCCUUCGAGUCAAGGACCGAGACGACUUCCCCGUCGUGUUGGUUGGCAACAAGGCAGAUCUGGAAACACAGCGCCAGGUCCCCCGAUCUGAAGCCUCCACCUUCAGUGCCUCCCACCACGUGGCCUACUUCGAAGCUUCCGCCAAACUGCGCCUCAAUGUGGAUGAGGCCUUCGAGCAGCUGGUGCGGGCCGUCCGGAAGUACCAGGAACAAGAGCUCCCGCCCUCCCCGCCCAGCGCCCCCAGGAAGAAGGCCAGAGGCUGCCCCUGUGUCCUCCUGUAGGGACCAGCUGCUCUCGCCGAGCACCCUUCCCCAUCUGGGUCUCCCAGGACACACUACACCCCCACCCGCGAUUCCUGGCCUCCCUCCCGGGGGCCAUCACACGCUGUGCCUUCUGUCACCGCUGCCUUCCCCCACCCGAGCCCCAGGGUGAGGGCUCCCGGGCACCCGGGUCACUGCUGUAUAUAACUCCCCUCCCCAGAGAAAUAAACGUCACUGCCAAGAA
Messenger RNA from Cervus elaphus (red deer), 1018 nucleotides. RefSeq names its product RAS related (gene RRAS). The record is from RefSeq and is a predicted model, not a curated record. Gene Ontology annotation, cellular component: plasma membrane. The transcript is spliced from 6 exons. The coding region runs from base 139 to 795 and encodes 218 amino acids. Gene Ontology annotation, molecular function: GTPase activity; GDP binding; GTP binding. Gene Ontology annotation, biological process: signal transduction. NCBI's taxonomy places the organism in Eukaryota, Metazoa, Chordata, Mammalia, Artiodactyla, Cervidae.